This is a messenger RNA of Penicillium brevicompactum, 7572 nucleotides long. RefSeq lists its product as uncharacterized. Gene Ontology annotation, biological process: protein deubiquitination. The record is from RefSeq and is a predicted model, not a curated record. Gene Ontology annotation, molecular function: cysteine-type deubiquitinase activity; cysteine-type endopeptidase activity. NCBI's taxonomy places the organism in Eukaryota, Fungi, Ascomycota, Eurotiomycetes, Eurotiales, Aspergillaceae. Gene Ontology annotation, cellular component: nucleus; cytosol. The transcript has 12 exons. The coding region runs from base 1 to 7572 and encodes 2523 amino acids.
AUGGCUGCACCCCCGCCAGAUAGCUCUUACGCCCCACCAGACACUCCCGUAAAUGAGACACCUUUCCUUGACGACCCCAUGGAAGAUCUUGAUCCUCAGGCGACUCGCAAGCGCCCACGUCUGGACAGUGGAAGUGGUGUGAGUCCCACUCUGUCCCUGGAUGGAACAUCUCGAACUGCCUCCGUUGCACCUGCCUCGGACAUGGACGAGGCCUCAGAUUCAAGUCGCGUUGCCAGCAAAGUCACGAUCAACAUGAAAUCUCCCCUUCUCCCCGCCCAUGACUCUCCCGAAUCGCAGCUCCCCGCCCACCCUUCAAAGCUCCAGCCAGACGCUGAUGGAGCUCCCGCCAUCGAAGUCGCGGAACCGGAAGAUAUAGAUCAAGAUCCCGGCUCCUCGAACUGGAGACCACUGGAGCAUGUCGUGCAGGAUCAGGACGACCUCGAGGUCAUCGAGAUCCACGAUGCACCCACCCUCGCCGAUAUCUUCCCGAAACUUGAUGAAGAUAUGACCCACCGAGAGAACUUCAAAGCUCUGGGUGAAAUGAUUGAGCUUGGUGAGCAGAGCAUGUAUCCUACUCCAUGCAUCAUGCGGAAUACUAAUUUCAAAUUUCUAGGCCACCAGCGAGAAACUCAGGCGCUUUUUGCAGUCAAGCGCUGGAUGACCACAUGCACCCAAGAGCUGGACCGACUUACACUUGAGGAGUUUACGGCAGAUCUUGAGUUCUGGGAAUUCAUGCCUCACGUCGUGGAGUGCCUGCUGCGCAGACGACCCCAGCUGGACCUGGAGAGGGUUGAAGAUCCUUGGGCCUUCUUUGAGGAGUUAUUGCUUGAUUUCUCACGCAUUGUGCUCCACCUCGUUCGAUUAGAUACCUCGAUUCUCAGCCGAUUGAAUGGGCACUCCGGUAUUGAUCCACCCAUGAGCACUUCUCGCCGCUACCUCUCAACCUUCUCAUGGGUGUUCAAUAGCCCCCUUGCUCCGUUCUUUUCCACCCUGAACGACCAAUACCACCUCGAAACUCUCAAUCUCAUUGCCCGUCUGAAAGAUCAAGUCACAUCACACCCCUUUGACGCACCCGGUGCACUUUUGCAGUACAUCUCCCAUGUGCUCGCUUUACUGCCAGAAUUGCCAUCAGUGUUUACAAAUAUCGCCAUCAUCAUGUCGAAUACACUCCUCUUCUUUCAAUUCUGGUUCGAUAAUUCUAAGAAGGGUUUGCCUGGCUCUGUCGUCACUGUCCCCAGCGUUGACGUCAAUCUCCAGACUCUGUACGAAACUACUCAGGCAGUCGACAAAGCAUAUCAGGCAAUGGUCGCCAAGAAGGUGCAAGUGAUAACCAGCGAGUUGAGCGCCCAACUUCUAGGGGUUCUUUACCGCACCUACGAAUUCCUUUGCAGCACCGAACCCGACUUUAUGUUCGAACUUGCAAGAGAUUUGGGAAUGGUGCUGCCAACUGACACAGAUUUGGCGCAGACCCAGAUGUGUGUGAUAUCGACAUGGAAAGUUGAUGCGCUAAAGAAGCAGAUCAUGGCAGGUCGCAUGGAGCUGCGUGUCAACGGCGUCGAAUCCUUACAGUCAGAUUUGGUCAAUCUAUGGACCAAUCAGUUCUCCCGUAACGGAAGUCUCCAAUUCAUGCAAUACAUGGUCAAGCUCCUGCGCGAGAUCAAGAUUCUGGAAUACCUCAUGGGCAUCGACUCCCACCCACAGCUGAUUGCCCGCGCCAGCAACGUCUUCGGAUUCUUGAUCGUGACCGGUGACUAUGAUAACUACAUCACAGAUGUCAUCUGGAAAACCGUCACCGACUGUCAAGAUGAUCGAACUUUCUCGGAGGUGAUUGCCAUGCUCACACGUACUGUGAAUAUGCAUCCGUCUCGAUCCAGUGCGUUGGUCUAUGUGUGUGAAAAGUUGAUCGAACUCCCACUGCAACGGUUUGAUGCGCGCAUCCUCGAGCUCUGCCAACAGCUCUUGCUCCGAACUCAAGAGAGCCCCUAUGACCUUGAUUACCGCGUCAUAGCGAACCGUGACAAUGAGACCAUUCCAUUGAAGCUUUGUGUCAGAUUGGUUCGCGAGAGUGCCGCAGCUGAUCUUCCACUUGAGAAGAAGGAAAUGCUGCAACAGUUCGGCAGGCAGCAGCUCGUCAAAUCCGCGAGGACUGGCUUAAGCGAGGAAGACAAGACUGAUACAUACACAGGCUGCAUCCAAGACAUCGCAGCGAUGAAUUCUUACACCGCGGGUAGCAUUCAAGUGCUGAAUGCUCUUGUGUCCUGUGAAGGUUCGCGCGAACUUGGGAGACUUGCGAAUGAUUUUGAUUUGACGCAUUUGGUCAUUACGGAGCUUCGCCAGUUUGUUGAUCAACUUGAUACUAUUUCCGACAAUCUUUCCUUGCAGCAUGCGUUCCAUUCACGGGUGGACCUCUUGCAGCGCAUCAUCGAAUUUGCCCCGGAGACCAUCACCCCAGAGCUUGCUAACACCGUCUGGAAAGAGAUUCUGAUGUCCGACAAGUUAGCACACAACGAGCGCCUCAUUAUUUGGAAGAUGAUGCAAAAUGCAACGAAGACUUCAAGAGCCAAUCCAUUCAUCGAGCGUUGUAUCAAUGAGUAUCUUCCGGAUGUGCUCCCCAAAUCCUAUUCCCAUGAGAUCUUGUGGUUUGCUCAGCAGUCUGUUCACUACGAUAUCCGUGUUCAGGUCCCUUCGCCUGCACACGAGGACGAGGUGAUUGUUGUUCCUGGUAUGGAUCGCAUCUGGAAUUUCAUUCUGACUGCACCCCCAAACACCAUCGAAAACGAUGCGAUCAAGUUUGCGAUCAAUUUAUAUUUGGAUCACGGUAUUAUGGGCAGAUCCCCAGCAUCCGCUGUUGAUGCGACCCACAUUGCUCUGGUCGGUCGUUGUGUAGAUCAGCUGAAGUCCGCAGCGUCAUCAUUGAAACCACCUUGCAAUGGAGUGGCCACUACUGAUGGGCCAAUGGACGUCGAUCCUUACAAUGAACGACUCGGCACCGAGGAAUUAGUUUUCAGUCGAUCCUUGGAAUUCUUGCGUCAGCUCCUCCAUGGACUGCGAACUCGUCCGCAAUUCUCUUCUCCUCGGAGCGAGAGUGGGUCUCCGCCUAGCUUCAGCCAUCUUCAACCCAAGGGAGAAGUUGUUUACAUCCGUUACCAGUGCUUCGGUGUAGCUGGACAACACGCGCAGAGGACGAUGCAGAUCGGUGACCUUUCAACGGCCGGUGAACUGGUGGAUAGGCUGACCCAGUUGACCCGUUUCUCCAAGUUCAUAACCAUCUUCGGUGGACAGAAGCUGGACUUGCUUCAGAACCCGAACACUUUACUCAAGGACUUGAAUCUAGGGUCAGGAUUGCUCCUCGUCAAGAAGAAUGAUGACGCUGAAAUCAUUACCCCGACUCCCUGGAACAGACCGAUGACUGCCGUCGACAAGGAAGUUUUGAAACACUUUGAUGAGCUGUAUGAUCUACUUGGCCUCAAAGAUGACUUGGCUAGACAGAUCAUUGAUUUCUUAGUCGCCUUCCCGCCUCAGGGGCAGGCUCUGGAGCUUGUCAGAUCGACGAACAACUCAGAGAAAGAGAUUUUUCCGUUGAAAACACCGUUCAAGGCCCUCUACUCUCUGAACACAUUGAUGACAUGCUUGCGUGAAAUGUCUCUUGCCGUGGAGAUCAAUUCGGAUUUUGUGUCUCAUAGCAUCGAAGUCUUGGUCGCAUUCCUAACGAUGGAUGAGUUGUUGAAUUCACUCACCGGUGGUUCAAUCACAAUGGUGCUUGCAUCUAGAGCGAUCGAAUGCUUACUGCUGGCGAUACCUGUUCACCACCCGACUGAGACUAGUGCUGUCCUCAUUCCCGACAUGACGAGCCUUGUUCCACGUGUUUUGAGUCUGCUCGAAAUCGGCCGUGGUGAACAUGCUGCUGGCCAGGCCACCCUCUUUACCAGAAACUUGGUUUGUCAUUCCUUCGGAAUUCUGAUUGAGGGAUCACUACGUGACCAAAACAUCUGGAACACCGUCAAGGCGCAAGUCAAUUUUGAUUCUCUUGUUUCCUCCUUGCUACUAUGUGAAAACGACAGACCAGUCCGGAGGGACAUCGUGGAACGUCUCAAAAUGCUCGCUGGUACCGUGAAAUCAAAACAAAUGCCAGCGAGCCCUUCUUCCGGAGAGCUUCCAACCAAGGAAAGCCCUCUUCGCAUUGAUAUGCUGGCCACGAUUUGGAGCGCGUUUGUAAAUAACAUACCCCAAACGUGUGAGGUCGCCAACCAGUCGGAGGAGUUUUUCACAGCUUCUUUGUUCAUAUUCAGUUCAGUCGCAGAGAGAUCGCCACGUGAUGUGGUGUUGAGCGAGUACAUGAAAGAGUGGACCGCCGUUUUACUCGAGCAUGAGACGAAAGAGUAUGUGGGACGCGAGACUGCUGACGCCCUUGUGCUCGGACUUUCUGCACAUCUCGAGUUGUGCCUUGAGCUGGCUAUCAAUGCCAACGUUCCUUUGGAAUCCGAACACAUUGCCGAACAGCUAUUGAACAAGUACCUCUUUCCGGACUUCAUGCCCGAGGGAGGAAACUUUGCAGACCUCCGCACUCCGAUGAUGCAUAGCUACACUCGGCAACGACUGUACCAUGUUGUGACCUUGCUGUGCCAGCAGAGUGAUGAGACUUACGGCCGAAUAGUUGAAUUGCUCGACAGCAUGGUCCCCCGAGAUUCGUCGUAUAUGGAAAACUCGUUUGACAGGCAUAUGAUGAUUCGGUCCCCUAAGGGAUAUGCCGGUCUCAAAAACCUAUCAAACACGUGCUACCUCAACUCGCUCAUGACCCAAUUGUUCAUGAACGUCGAUUUCCGUGAUUUCAUCUUGAAACUUCAGAUUGCCGACCCCGUGUCACAAAAGCUCCUCUCUGAGACCCAGAAGCUUUUCACCUGGAUGCAAGAAACUUGGAGAAGAAGCGUUGAACCGAGUGAUUUCGUGGAAAGUAUUCUGACAUACGACAAUGAGCAGAUUGAUGUCGGCAUUCAGAUGGAUGUUGAUGAAUUUUACAACCUUCUGUUUGAUCGAUGGGAAGGCCAGAUUCUGGAUUCAGAGAAAAAGAAAUCCUUCAGAUCUUUCUAUGGUGGCCAGUUGGUACAACAGAUCAAGUCGAUGGAAUGUGAUCACAUCUCCGAGAGAGAGGAGCCAUUCUCUGCUAUCCAAUGCGAGAUCAAGGGCAAGGCUUCUUUGGAGGAAAGUCUACGGGCCUAUGUGGCAGGGGAAGUGAUGCAGGGUGAUAACAAAUACUCGUGUACCUCGUGUGGCAGACAUGUGGAUGCCGUGAAACGUGCCUGUCUCAAAGAUGUGCCCGACAAUCUCAUCUUCCACCUGAAGCGCUUCGACUUUGACAUGCUCACUAUGUUGAGAAGUAAGAUCAACGACGAAUUCAGAUUCUCUGACCUCAUUGACAUGGCGCCCUACACCGUUGAGCAUCUCUCACAUCCCGAUCAACCUGCCGAACCAGAUAUGUUCGAACUAGUCGGUGUCCUUGUUCACAGCGGUACCGCUGAGUCCGGCCAUUAUUACUCAUACACACGCGAACGACCCUCGUUGGGCCAAGAAGCUUCUUGGGUCGAGUUCAACGAUUCAGAAGUCUCCGAAUUCCACCCACAUUCUAUCCCAAGUCACUGCUUCGGUGGCGUCGAGCAACCCAAGUCCAUGAACAACUCAAGGGCCAAGCCGUGGAAUGCGUACAUGCUGUUCUACCAGCGAGUGUCAGAGACCGAGGAGUCCAAAGCGGCCCAAAAAACCCCGAAGCCGCGUGUUCCCGUGCACGUACCAGUGUCACUCUCCAUGAAGAACUAUAUUGCCAUGGACAACGAACUGCUCAUUCGAACCUACUGUCUGCUGGACCCCCAGUAUGCCUUCUUCGUGGACGGACUGCUUCGGCGGUGGUCCAACAUGGCCCUUGGGGACAACAAACUCAAGGCGGAGUCUUUCGCUGUUGACGUUGGUAUGGAUACUAUGGAGCAAUUGAUAUCACGAACCAAGGAUCUCCAUGGGCUAGAAGAUAUUCAUCGGAGCUUGAGUGAUAUGGUCACCAGCAGCUCUGGCGCGGCUCAGUCUGUCCUUCGGUGGGUUAGUGAUCGCGAGUCAUCAAUGCAAAACCUCAUGACCAAGACACCUGUGCAAGAUGUUCGGACCAGGCACUUUUCGCUGAUACAUCGAGCCCUGGGACGUCUUCAUUCCUUGUCGACUGACCCGGAUGCUGACGACGAUGACCGGCUCGGAUGGCGCCUUGAACUGGAAGCAGCCGUCGAACGAAUUGUACCACUCGUGACAGAAGUGUGGUCCACCGUCCAAGCUUUGCCCCGAUACUGGGAGGACUUCUUUGGGUUCUUGAACAAGACCUGUACCUACGGACCUUCGGUUGUGCAAAUCGUGCUCGACCAAGGUGUCCUUCUUACGUGUUUGCACAUCUUGUGGAUUGACCAAGAGGACAGGAAAGGUCUUCAAAACCGGCAUCCCAAUUACGUCCGAGCUAUGGAGAAAGGCCGUCGCUUUUCUUAUUCGGGACUACUAUCCUUGUGCUUGACUCUUUUCAAGCAUAUUGAUCUGUCACUUGAGCCGUCUUCCAUUGGCGAGAACCGACAGAUGUUAGCCGAGACCGGCAAGCUUUCUAUCAGGGAAUGUGAAUUGGAGUUCAUCACGCCUCUCGAUCCAGAUGGGUCCUUGUCCCUGCUGUCAAAGAUCUUCAAGCACUGGUCUGUCUCUCGAACACCCUACGCUCGAGGUAUUCUUGCUGUUUUCUUGGACGGAGAGCCCGAAGCUGGGUUCCUGAAUGUCAUUCAGAAGUCCUUGGAGAAUGGCCUGCGAACGGACCCUGCGAUUCAAUGUGUGUCUUACCUGGAGGCAACUGUGGUAUUCUGUCAGCACUGCCCCUACCAAGCACGAGUGGCCGAAAUGAUCAACUUCGUUGCCAACGGCAUUGAUACUAUCGACAGCAGCGGAGGUCAAGAGCACUUGGAUUUCUUCAUUCAGGUUUGUGAUAUCACCAACCGUCGGCUGGGAUUGGGCCGCCGAGAUUUCUCUAAGAUUUCUCUGAACCAUCUCCCGACAUUUGCGCCCACCCUGCUUAUCGACAUGGGAGAAUCUGUCCGACACAACACUCGGGCUUUUCUAGAUGAAGUUUUCGCAGGAACCAAGGAUGAAGCGACUGCCCACAUGGACAAUGAGCUGAACGGCGAAGCCAAUGACUCGGGCAGUCUGUCCAAUAUCAUCGUGGGAGAAGAACGCAUCGCCCUCGGCCGUCGCCUUCAGGUUUCCUGUGCCGACCGACUUCAAAAGUCCUUUAUGAAAGAGGGACUUCGCCACAUUGAUCACAGACAGCUUGAGUCCAUCCUUGCCAUCAUCAACUAUUGCCUGACUACAUUCUAUGGUGACAGUGAGGAUGACAUGAUUGAAGUCCAGAAGACACGCGACCUGCUUUCCGACCUUCAAACAAUGUCCCUCCAGGAAAUUCAGGAUGACCCGGCCUCUGAGUCCGACGUUGCCUCUGGCGAGGAAUGGGAAGGGCAAUCUGGAAUGGCCUCAGACUCAGACAUAGGAGUCCGAGGCUCUCCAUAG